This is a messenger RNA of Ogataea philodendri, 819 nucleotides long. RefSeq lists its product as uncharacterized. The transcript has a single exon. The coding region runs from base 1 to 819 and encodes 272 amino acids. Gene Ontology annotation, molecular function: ATP hydrolysis activity; nicotinamide-nucleotide adenylyltransferase activity. Gene Ontology annotation, cellular component: nucleus; cytoplasm. Lineage: Eukaryota; Fungi; Ascomycota; Pichiomycetes; Pichiales; Pichiaceae. The record is from RefSeq and is a predicted model, not a curated record.
AUGUCUUCUUUAACUUCCCAGUUGCAGUCGAUUCUGUCUGCGGGACACAACUCUUUCAAGUUGGUGUACACAGCACCAGCCAACCAGUUCAUUCUCCCAUUGACCAAACAGAUUCUGGUGCUUGAUUCGUCGUUCAAUCCGCCGCACAAUGGCCAUUUCUCGUUGAUUGCCAAAUCGAUGAACCAUAGCAGGCUCGACGACCAUUCCAUGUCGCACACAAGUAUCAAUUCAAAGUCUGUGCUUCUGCUGCUGUCGGUGAAAAACGCCGACAAAGGCGUGCAACCGGCGAAAUUUGAAGAUCGGCUCGCAAUGAUGUACAAAAUGGCCGACCACAUCAGCGAACAACUCGGAGUCGCUUGCGGAGUCGGAAUCACCAAUUGUUCAUUGUUCGUCGACAAGGCAAAAGAAAUACAGAAUUACCUUGCCGAGACACAAUCAAACAACUUGAAGCUCACAUUCUUGCUUGGCUACGAUACACUGAUAAGGCUUUUGGACCCGAAAUAUUAUGUGCCGCAGAAACUCGGCGACGCAUUGGGCUCUUUUUUCUCUACAAACGACUGUUUUGUUCUCACUCGCAAGAACACAUCUCUCUCCUUGGAGGACCAAUUGAGCUUUGUCGGCAUGAUCAAAGACGGCCAGUUGGCAGACGUUCCUGCUACCUGGGCCGAUAAGAUCCACGUCGUGUCCGGAGACGAUAAAAACCUCAACGUGAGCUCCUCCGACAUCCGAAAACUGAUCCAAGCGAAUGAAACCAGCUGGACGAGCAACACAAUGCCCAAAGUGGCAGAGUACAUCACGUCGCAUCACCCCUACCAAUAA